Molecule: messenger RNA, 731 nt
Organism: Schistocerca piceifrons (Central American locust)
Lineage: Eukaryota; Metazoa; Arthropoda; Insecta; Orthoptera; Acrididae
Product: triple QxxK/R motif-containing protein-like
Exons: 4
Coding region: 55-297 (80 amino acids)
Cellular component (GO): endoplasmic reticulum membrane
Source: RefSeq, a predicted model, not a curated record
CAUCUGAAAGUGUUUUUCAUCGCUUUGUUACAUUGUGUUGCAGGUACCAUAUCCAUGGCACGCUCGAGACAUGAUAGUACUGGGUCCACACCUGUGGAACAGUACCGUAAGCAGAUAGCAAGACAAGACUCCAAAAAGAGCAAGGAGAUAAUGAGAGAGACAAAGCACAGGGCGGAAAAGAAGGAAAAUGCUCCUGCACAGUAUAAGGAGGUGAGCAUCAUGGUUGGAGCUAUGUUGGCACUAUGUGUCUGUGUAUAUUGCAUUUUUUAUGCUUUGCUUGCUGAUCGUUCUCAUUAAGAACAAUAGUACUACACCGCACUAUUUGCUUGGUCUGAAAAAUGAUUGAUUCCUUGCUUUUAUACUUUAAGAAUAACAAGUUUACAUUUAUAAGACUAAAGUCUCCAAUUACACAGGUGUUAAGUAUCAAAUGAGUGUUUUUAUGACAUGACAUAUUGAAAUAAUGGAAAAUAACAUGACAUCUAUGAUCUCGUUUGGUAUUUUCUGUAUAAAUACAACAUAAAAUAUUUGUUAUUUGGAUUUUCUUAUAGUGGAAUUAAGUACUGUAAUUUGUUGGGAAAGAGACUGAUUAUACAUUACCAUAAGGAUGCCACAGUCGUGUAAAAGAUAUUUUUAAUGUGGUUUUAUAUAAGACUGUACUGUGGUGUUUCAAAUUUUGCUGAUGGCAUCAAUUCCUAUUUUCUGUAAAAUUUUACAAAGUCAAAUAAACCUCC